AGCUGCCAUGUAAUGUUUCAUAUUAUGUGCUCAUUUUUCAAAAGAAGGAAAAGAAGAUAUGGUGAAAAGCAAGUUUCUGACAAGUCUAGUAGUUCUAAUACUCCUGUUGCCAUAUGCAAAUGCAACCUUGCCAGGGCCUAAAGCUAAGAAGCACCUCGUGUUGGUUCAUAGGGCAUGCCAUGGAGCCUGGUCCUGGUAUAAGAUUGUGGCAUUGAUGCGAUCUUCAGGGUAUAAUGUCACAGCUAUUGACUUGGCUGCUUCAGGUAUCAACCCCAAGCAGGCUCUUGAAGUCCCACAUUUGUCUGAUUACUUUAAUCCCCUAAUGAAGUUCAUGGAUUCACUUCCUCAACAUGAAAAAGUGGUUCUUGUAGGCCAUGAAUUUGGUGGCUUCGCCAUUUCUAAAGCCAUGGAAAUCUUUCCGGAAAAGAUUUCAGUUGCUGUAUUUGUCACAGCUGUAAUGCCUGGUCAAACUCUUAAUGCAACUAGAAUUUACACCGAGGAUUUCGUGCUGGCCACUACAGUACUAAGGCCGAUAUACAUAUACAGUGUGGAAGAUGUUUCCAAGGAGAUAGUUGUUUCAAGCAGAAGGUAUGGAUCAGUUAGGCGAGUAUUCAUUGUUGCUGCUGAAGAUAACCUUCUGAAGAAGGAAUUUCAAAAGUGGACGAUUGAAAAGAAUCCACCCGAUGACGUGGAAGAGAUCCAUGGCUCUAAUCACAUGACCAUGAUGUCUAAGCCCCUUCAACUUUCUACUAGCAUUGCCAACAAGUAUAUAUAAACACUGUUAACUAAGAACCAUAAGAGGUACAUUUGUAAAGCUGAGAAUAAAACUUUAGUCAUCUGAUGCAUUUAUAUUGCGAUAUCAAUUCUUCCAUGUAAGUCCUAAUACUAC
Molecule: messenger RNA, 889 nt
Organism: Solanum dulcamara
Lineage: Eukaryota; Viridiplantae; Streptophyta; Magnoliopsida; Solanales; Solanaceae
Product: methyl jasmonate esterase 1-like
Exons: 2
Coding region: 59-775 (238 amino acids)
Biological process (GO): salicylic acid metabolic process; jasmonic acid metabolic process
Molecular function (GO): methyl salicylate esterase activity; methyl indole-3-acetate esterase activity; methyl jasmonate esterase activity
Source: RefSeq, a predicted model, not a curated record